AAGAAGCGACAAUCGCAUACGAGCAACACACGUCGAGUCGAACGAAGUUUGCAACGAGAGCUUCAUUUUUGGACCGAAUGUCAUAAGGACUAACGAUCCAGAAAAGUCCAAAGUGUGAACGUAGCAACCGAACAAAAUGUUUUCGUCGAUGAAAACGCUGAUGGGCGUUGCGGCUCGGGCCGAACAGGUUCUAGCCCGCAGCUAUGCUGCAAAGGCUGCAACGAAGGCGGCCGCCGGUGCACAGGGAAAGGUUGUGGCCGUAAUUGGUGCCGUCGUCGAUGUCCAGUUCGAUGAUAAUCUUCCCCCAAUUUUGAACGCUUUGGAAGUGCAAGAACGCGGUUCCCGACUGGUUUUGGAAGUUGCGCAACAUCUUGGUGAGAAUACCGUCCGAACUAUUGCUAUGGAUGGUACCGAAGGUUUGGUGCGAGGCCAGCGAGUCCUCGAUACUGGGUCUCCCAUUAGGAUUCCGGUCGGAGCGGAAACUCUAGGCCGCAUUAUCAACGUAAUUGGCGAACCGAUCGAUGAGCGCGGUCCGAUCGAAACCAAUUUGUCCGCUCCCAUCCAUGCGGAAGCCCCCGAGUUCAUCGAGAUGAGCGUCGAGCAGGAAAUUCUGGUUACUGGAAUUAAGGUGGUCGAUCUGUUGGCUCCAUACGCCAAGGGUGGUAAGAUUGGUCUGUUCGGUGGUGCCGGUGUCGGCAAAACUGUACUGAUUAUGGAGCUUAUCAACAAUGUUGCCAAGGCCCAUGGUGGUUACUCUGUCUUUGCCGGUGUCGGUGAGCGAACCCGCGAGGGUAACGAUCUGUACAAUGAGAUGAUUGAAGGUGGUGUUAUUUCGCUGAAGGAUAAAUCAUCGAAGGUCGCUCUCGUAUACGGUCAGAUGAAUGAACCCCCCGGUGCUCGCGCUCGUGUUGCUUUGACUGGAUUGACCGUUGCUGAAUAUUUCCGCGAUCAAGAGGGUCAGGAUGUGUUGCUGUUCAUUGACAACAUUUUCCGUUUCACACAGGCUGGUUCGGAGGUAUCUGCCCUGCUGGGUCGUAUCCCUUCUGCUGUCGGUUAUCAACCAACUCUGGCCACUGACAUGGGUAGCAUGCAGGAGCGAAUUACCACCACCAAGAAGGGAUCCAUUACAUCGGUGCAGGCCAUCUAUGUCCCUGCUGAUGAUUUGACUGAUCCAGCUCCAGCCACCACUUUUGCUCACUUGGAUGCCACCACCGUAUUGUCGCGUGCCAUCGCUGAAUUAGGUAUCUACCCGGCAGUAGAUCCACUGGAUUCAACUUCACGUAUCAUGGAUCCAAAUAUCAUUGGCGCCGAACAUUACAACAUUGCCCGUGGUGUGCAGAAAAUCCUUCAGGAUUACAAGUCCCUUCAGGAUAUUAUUGCUAUCUUGGGUAUGGAUGAAUUGUCUGAAGAAGAUAAGCUUACUGUGGCCCGUGCCCGUAAAAUCCAGCGUUUCCUGUCGCAGCCCUUCCAGGUUGCUGAAGUUUUCACCGGUCAUGCCGGUAAAUUGGUUCCACUGGAAGAAACCAUCAAGGGAUUUACCAAGAUCCUGAACGGUGAGUUGGAUCACUUACCCGAAGUAGCAUUCUAUAUGGUUGGCCCGAUUGAGGAAGUCGUAGAGAAGGCCGAACGUCUGGCUAAGGAAGCUGCUUAAUUUUACUCAGAUAGCCUACAGCCAGCAGUAAUUAGUAGUAGCGUGAAGGAGCGAAACAGAUUAGCCGAAUGGGAUUCCGAAGAGGUUUCCGAUGUCCUCCCACUUUGUUCGGGAGCUUCUUCAAAUUUCAUUCCUUGUAGUGAUGCACGUCUGCUGUUAACGGAAAAGCUCGGUGCUCAAGUGCAACGUAAUCGUGUUAAUUAUUGUCAACAUUACGAAAAGAGGGGAACUUUGUAGCAGAUUAGGAUAUGGUUCAAAAUACAGACUUCUAGCGUUGAUCG
This is a messenger RNA of Sabethes cyaneus, 1932 nucleotides long. RefSeq names its product ATP synthase subunit beta, mitochondrial. Bases 137 to 1651 code for a protein of 504 amino acids. Gene Ontology annotation, biological process: proton transmembrane transport; proton motive force-driven mitochondrial ATP synthesis. Lineage: Eukaryota; Metazoa; Arthropoda; Insecta; Diptera; Culicidae. The transcript has 3 exons. The record is from RefSeq and is a predicted model, not a curated record. Gene Ontology annotation, molecular function: proton-transporting ATP synthase activity, rotational mechanism; ATP hydrolysis activity; ATP binding.